Messenger RNA from Entamoeba dispar SAW760, 3915 nucleotides. RefSeq lists its product as uncharacterized. The record is from RefSeq and is a predicted model, not a curated record. Gene Ontology annotation, biological process: protein ubiquitination; ubiquitin-dependent protein catabolic process via the N-end rule pathway. The transcript is spliced from 3 exons. Lineage: Eukaryota; Evosea; Mastigamoebida; Endamoebidae. Bases 1 to 3915 code for a protein of 1304 amino acids. Gene Ontology annotation, cellular component: ubiquitin ligase complex; cytoplasm. Gene Ontology annotation, molecular function: ubiquitin protein ligase activity.
AUGAAUAAUUCACUUUCCGACAACAUUAUCCAGAUAUUGUCAGGAGAAUAUCCUUCCUCUUUGCCAAACCAAGUCAUAUUAGAGAUGUUUGAAAAUGUUCCGUUUGAAAAAGUUAAAGAGCAAUGUGCUCCAUUAGUACAUUCGUAUUGUUGUAGGCAUGUUUGGGGAAAUGAUUCUAAAGCAUUUUUGUAUAGAUGUAGGACAUGUGAAACAGGACCAAAUUCAUGUAUUUGUAACCAUGGAAAUCAAAGAGAAACUAUUCAGCAAUUAGAACAAUUUGGAAUAGUAAGUAUAAUUAAAAUAUUAAGAAGGUGUUGUGAAAUUGACUUAUUUCAAUUUCAUGUAACAGAGUUAAUGAAAACAAAUAAACAAAAUUAUUAUUGUAGGAUGACACUAUUAGAUAAAAGUCGUAAAAUAGGAAUAGAUGAAUUCUUAAUUGAUAUGUGUAUGAUAGAUUGUGAAGUAUUUGUUGAUGAGUUAUCUCUUUUUGUUAUGGAGUUAUUAACAGAUGAUAAAAAUACAGAUAGGUUAUAUGAACCAUUUAUGGAUGAUUUGAUUUAUAUUAUGAAUAACGAAACAUCUUCAAAUUGUAUGAAUGAUGUUUUUAUGAAAUUAAUAUGUCAAUUUACUUCAUGUAAACAAUUUAAUGAAAAAUAUUUCUUUGGAAAUGUAGCAAGAGGUGUUUCAUUUAUUGGGGUUAUUUCUAAAUAUUUCAGACAAGAUGCACCAACAAUUUCAUUGGAUAGUCCAAAAAUUACUUCAAUGAAUUAUUACACAACUGAACUUUCAACAAUUGUAGCAUCUAAUCCAUCUAAAUUAUUCUCUAUUCCAAUGCUAUACCAAGAGUAUAUUAGGUGCUUAGAAUCAAUAAUGUUUUAUCACGAAGAAUUAAGAGAACUACACCAACAUGUUCAGUAUGAAAAUUUAUGUGAUUACUCACCAUUUUAUUCUAAACAAGUAUUACUUGGUAUCGGAUUCAUGUGUUUAAACAGUCUUAAUAAAGACCAAUUAUUAAAUGUAAUUCAAGACAUUACUCAACGUUAUUUAAAAUUAUAUAAUAUGCAUGUUAAAUGUUCACAUCCAGAUGUUGGAAUUAACCAACCUAUUUCAAUGUAUUAUCCAUUAUUAACACUUUUAGUUUAUGCAAUUUCAUUAACAGAGUCACCAUUUGAAACAUUCCAAAGAUUACCAUCUCCAAAUUUAUUAUUAACAUAUCCAAUUAUUUUUCAUCAGUUUUUAACUGAAUUAAGUUAUGACCAGUUAUGGACUAGAAAUGGUCAGUCUGUAAUGCUUAAAACUAUUUGUUGUCUUCCACAAUAUCCAGAACAGUUAAUGUCAGACAUUUUUCUUCUUCAACUUGCUUCAUCUAAAACAGAAGAAUUACUACAACUAAUGAUUCCUUUAUGUAAAAUUGAUAGGAUCGAUGAAAUAAUUGAAAAACAAAAAGAAGUUAGUAAUGAAUGUCCUAAAUCUGUUCCAAGUGAAAUAGUUGCUGGUUCUAUUAAUUUAUUAAAAACAAUAAAUAAUAUGUUCUCUGAUCCAAUGCUUUCAAAUAAACUUAGUCAAAAACAAGAAGUUAUUUAUUUGUUUAUUCAUUGUCUUGCUUCAAGACAAACUAAUGUGUCAGACAUCAAAAAAUCAAUUCCAUCAAAUGUAGAUGGUCUAAGAGAUAUGGACGUUGAAGACAUAUUUUCAGAAAUAGUUGAUCUUAAACAAAAGAAAUGUUAUUUAAAAGAAGAGUAUUGGAAAUAUGUUAAUCCUUAUUGUCCUUAUAUUACUAAUGUUAGCAGAGAAGUUGUAUGUGAAGAGUACUUAAAAAAAAUGAAUAAAUCACUUCCUUGUAUUUAUCAAAUUGAAAAAAGAGAUCCUACACUUGAAUCAUGUUUACUUCAUUUGCUUCAUUCACCAAUUGUUACUGACUUGUGUUGUAAAUUAAUUAUAGGAUGUCAUGAAUGUAAAGUAGUUAGUCUUGUAGAACAUUUAUUAAGACUUCGAGCUGCUUACCAUGAAGGAAUUACUUAUGAUAGUUAUCAUAAAAAUAUUUUAACGAAUUUAGGUGAAAUUCUUGCUAAUCAUAGAGAAUGGAAAGAUGCGUCAACAAUUAAAUUGUGUAAAGGAACAUUAUUAGAAGAUGUUUUUAAAGGGUAUGAAAGUGUUAAUGGCAAAGAAGUUAAACAAUCAAAUGAUUCAAAAUCAAAAAAAUUAGCACUUUUAAAGAAGAUGGCACAAAAACGUGAUAAUUUCCAAAAGGUAUCUAUUGUUGACAUUGAAAAAGAGGAAGUAGAAGAAGACACAAAAAAAGAAGGAUGUAUUAUUUGUAGGUCAUGUGAAGAUUCAGAAAAUGAUCCGUUAGGAUUCUUAGGACAUAUUGAAGCAACUGACGCUAUUCGAUCUGCGGAAUAUGCAGAAAGUAUUGAAGGUGUAAGAGGAGAAACAAAAGAAGAGUACUGGAAAAAGCCAUUAGGAUUAAUUGAAGGAGAAUGGAAAUGGAAACCCAAAAGAAACUAUAAUUGGGAUGUAACAAAAGAUGAUCAAGAAUAUCGUGUUCUUUCUUCUUGUCCUCAUAAAAUACAUUUAGAGUGUUAUUUAAAAGAUUAUGAAGAUAGUGGAAAUGAAGAAAAUUAUUAUCUUUCAAAGUCUGUGUAUUGUCCAUUAUGUCAUACAAUAUCAAAUGUUUUUAUUGAAGAACAUCAACCAAUUUCUGUUAAAUUAGGAGAUCCAUCUUUUGAAGGUAUUGAUAGUAUUAUAAGUCAAUGUAUGAAUUCUAUACCAGAAUCUGUUUCGUCAUUUAAUAAAAGUGUAAACCAUACAUUAUCUAGAACAUUAACAGCUACUGUUCGUUCUGGAAUACAAAAUCCAGUUGAGUGUUCAUUUUUAUCAAUGACAAGUAUAGUUUCAUCAACUGUAAUGUCUCUUGAAAUUCAAAUGCGUUCAUCUCAACCAACUAGAUAUGAACAUCAAUUAAACACUUUAUAUUCGUAUCUUCAAGUCAUUAAAAAAAUUGCAACAAACUUAUCUAUUCAAUUUAGAAAAGAUGUUUUAGAACAAAUUUGUAAAUUCACAUCAUCAAGAAAUCCUAUUCUUCAAUUAUUAAGGUGUUACGUUUUAUUUCCUGAACAUUGGCCAACAUUCUUAGCAUUAGCUGAUAUGCAUGAAUUGUUGGCAAUUUAUAGUGAAAUUCAACAAUUUAGUAAAUUUACUCCACCAAUUAAUUGUAGUACUAUUAUAAAACAAUCAGAAUUACCUCAAUACUCAAAAUUCUCAACGGAAAAUCAAUUAGUUGAUGCUCUUGCUCAAACUUAUCUCAGAAGAAUUGCUAUUUUAAAAGAUGUGCUCACAGUAUCUCCAGAACCUUUAAAAACUCAUUACGAUUUCCCUAUUCAUGAAACAUUAAAAGUAUUAAAUGAAAAGAAUUGCCGGUGUGUUGGUUAUAUUCAAAGACCUACAAUUCCUCAACCAUUUAAAUUUAUUUCAUUACCAUCAACCUAUCAACAAUUAAUUAAUGAAGUACUAAAAACACGUUGUUGUGUUUGUGGAAUUGAAGCUUCUAAAAUUAUUUAUAAUUGUGCUAUUUGUAUGACAUGUGGGUGUUUAUUAUGUUAUAAAGAUAAAAAACAUCAAGACAUUAUCCAUAGUGAAAGACCAGUUUUUGAACAUAUGGCUAAAUGUUCUGGAGAAGUUGGUAUCUUUUUGGUAGUUCAUUCUGCUAUUCUUAUUAUCAUAACACCAAGAAUGCAUGCUCAAAUUAAUGGAAUAUAUGUUGAUAGAUUUGGUGAAUCACCAGACUCAAGUUAUCUUACUAAAGAAAUGUAUGCUUUGAAUACUCAACUAAUUGAAAAGAUAGAACGAUUCUAUCUCAAUGGAGAAGUAUCUUCAUCACCAGAACUCACAUUUUAUGUCCCGAAACUUCAUUAA